This is a messenger RNA of Schistosoma rodhaini, 3350 nucleotides long. The record is from the annotation of a GenBank genome assembly. Lineage: Eukaryota; Metazoa; Platyhelminthes; Trematoda; Strigeidida; Schistosomatidae.
CAUGUUUACAAUGUUAGUUGAACACGUGGUGAUUUCAAAUAUGCAAGUUGCUAAGUGGUGUAUGACAUUCGAAAUCUUACACAUUCAGCUCCUUGUUUCGAUUAUCAGAUUAUCCUAGUCUCACGAUACUAUUUCUAUGAUUGUUCUCAAUUGCCUUGUUAUUAACGUAAGUGUACUGUUUAUGAUUGCUGAAUUGUCGACCCACCUUUAAUUUCGUCCCCUUAUCCAGCCCUGACGCUACUCUGCAUGCUCUCCUCGUUCACUAAGUACGUUCUAUCUAGACGCGAGCGGCUUCAAAGAGGUGUGUACUAAAGUAACUAGCUUACGGUCAUGAGAUCGCCUUAGUCACAGAUUUGUUAUCCUUGAUUGCUGUCGAUCGAUUUAUUUAUGGAGUGUUAAUACACUAGUUGUGAGACAUUCCGUUGAUAAAUUUGAUGUAAAAGGAGGCUACAAAGCACCAGAUGAUCUUUUAUCUGGACCAGGAAAUGGAUAGGAUUCCCAUCUAAACAUUCUCAUUGUGUCUCGAAGUUUACUCUCUAGGCUUUGAUUAAAUUAUCAACAAACAGUCUUGCUUUUCCACAAAUUAACGACGAAUGAUCUUAUUUCUUUCUAUUUUUGUGUUGCUAUAUUAUGUCUGCAUCGGUGAAGAAAAGUAGACUUUCCUAGAAUGAAAACCAUUCUUACUUCUAUUUUAAUAGAACUCUACUUCAUUUCAUGUAUUUCGCUUGGUUGGUCACAUCUAUGUACAGAUAAAGCGUGGCGAUAACCAGGCUUUUUUGAAUGAGAACGUUUGCUUAAGCCAGUUUACGUCACGAUUCGCAUUCGGUUUAGCGCUCUUUCUAUUAUGCAGCACGAAGUUCCUGACUAGGUCUUUAGAGCCUUAGUUGACCAGGUCUUAAAGGCAGAGUUAUCUAAUAGAAAAUAAUGUAUAAUAUUCAUAUAAGUGGGUUAUAGUUCGUUUAUUUGAGUUAUGUUAAAGGUUAUACGUAAUAUUUGUCCCCAAUAAAUGUUUAUUUCAUUUAGGUGUGGGAAGUAGUGAUGUAUGACAUUCUCAUCUAGUGGCGGAUAUCAACGACAAAUCCCAGUGUGGUUAUCAGCAAAGAAGUCUGUGCUACACUCUCGUUUAGACACUCAUUUGGUUUGUCUUUAAAAAUUUGAUCGUCGUGUUACUUUGCAUAGGACCCUUCUAGGUGCAGAUUAACAUGUAUGUUUGAUAUGAUUUAUCCUAGGAAACUUUAGUAAUUCAUGGCGAUUUUCAUGUCUUUUAAAUUGGUAUUAUAAAUUUUGUUUACUUCAAACACUUUAUCUUCAUCCAUUUCGGAGGAAAUCUAUCCUUGUUAUUUGACCACACACCGUGGUGACCUACACUGCUAAUUCAGUUUUAUCUUGGUGAGGUUGACUGUGUUCUCUUUUGACUUUUGUCGUUUGGGAACUCGUCACUUGUAAUAUUUUGGAGCUCUCUUACACUCACUAUUGUAACCAAUAAGUUUGAUGGAUAAUUUCCAGCACCUGUUGGAAAUCAAAAUUGUGUAUUGGUUGCUGCCUUCUACUUGCAUAUAUCAAAUAGAUUAUUAAGAAAUUCCUAGAAUAAUAGCGUUUAAAGGUAUUGUAUGUCUUGUUUGUUGACUGUUUUGAAGGUCAAAAUAACUUGAGAAUAAUCAAUAGCACUGUACCAUUUAAAAUUUUGGUUUUGUCACUCAGCAGAUUUAUCUUUGAAGCUAGAUAAUUUAAGUACUGGUGUUCUCUUUAUCGAUUUCAAUCAGAAGAUACAAUCCUACUUAAGUGGAUUUCCCUUAAAGUUUCUGAUUUUUUUCACUCUUUCAGUUAACAGCUGGAAAAAGAAUGUUUAAUUCUCACCAUAUACAUUUUGUAUUAUUUAUCAUACAACCACUUUCUUUGUACAGAUCUCAUUUUAUUAGACCUUGAUUUAGAUUUAAUAAACUGAGAUUAUAUGUAUUUUUAUACAGCCUAAAAACUGGUUGGUGUAUUAGCUCUUUGAAAAUUAGCUCAACACUUAAAGAAGAAACAAAAAAUGACAUACCAUGAGGAUUCUUCUGAGUUUAUAAAUAGAAAGCAUAAUUUGGUCGGGCUGGAUGAUGAAUCGAAUAUUCGACCACUUUAUAAAAACAAAAUUCGUAAUUCAUGUCGUCUUACUGGUCCAGCUGGUCAGCGAAACAAUGGAGCUGUACAAUAUUCGUCAACAGAUUUCUUAGGUUAUGACUGGAUAGCCUCUAUGGUAGAUAAUCAGAUAAGGCCCAUAUGCAAAAACAUUUCGAAUUGCCAAGUAAACGUAUCAGCGAAUCACUAUGUCGAUGAUGAAGAGUGGUUAAAUCAACGGGAAUUUUUCGAUAAAUUAAAUGCAUUUCGUCAAACAAAUUCUGAUCUUUGCUGUUCUCAACGACCUUUGAGCCUCCAUAAAACAUCUACGAAAGUUAACCAUAACAAGUCUGCGUUAAUGAAUAUUAGACAACGUGUACGACCACUGCCACCAAUUAGAACAAAUAAUUUUUCUCAUAAUGACAAUAACUUGAAACCUCCAACAAUUGUGCAGAACUACACAUUAAAUUCAAGGUUAUUUCCAGUGAGAACAGAUGUUAUAGCUGGUGAUAGAAAACAUGAAGAGAAAGCUGACAGUCCAAUAGUUCUAAGAAUAUCGAUUCCAUCUCAUCGUUUGAAGAAUACAAAAUUCCUAAAUGAAUCAUUUAAUGUCUACAAAAAGCAUAAUCCAUUAUCAACAUCAUAUCCUCUUAAGAAUACUAUCUCUCUUAUAGGACACUGUGAUUAUUCAGCGGGAACAAAACGUUGAUAUUAAAAAUCCAGUGUAUUCAAAUGACCAAUUAUAUCUUGUACAUUUGGUGCAUUUGUAUCUACACUACUGAUCUGAUAAAAAUAAUCCCUAUGCAUGAUGGAUAAUUUUAAAAUGUGUAAUUUUUUUUGUAAAUAUUGUAUAUAUCAAUAUGCUUUCCCAAAAUUGUUAUAUUUUUUUCAAAUUAAAAUUAAUUUAACAAAUAUGAAACAUUUUACUACAUUCUUUUGUAUGUUCGACUUUCUUCUGACUGGCGUUUUAAGAAUAAGAGAACAAGUGGUUACUGGUCACAUCUAUCAUUAUGUAUAAAAUAUGGGCUUUUUAAUCACUGUCUUAGGAAAGUUUUAAAGUCAGUGGUGGUCUUAGAUAAUGUCGCAUAACUAGUGACCAGCAGUGAGUUAUUUGACUACAAGUGAAAACGUUUACGUAAUUUUACGAUUUCAGUUAUUUAUAUUCAGAAAGUAUGCAGUGACUUAUCUAUGAUACAAAACAGUUGGUUUUGUCAGUCUCCUGCAAUAAACAUUUUGACUUGAUUACUAUGGGG